AUGAUAGCAACAAUAGUUCAUUAUGGAUAUUUUAUUUUUGGUCUCUAUUCUUUUAUUCUUAUACUUAUUGGUACACCAUUAAAUCUUUUUUGCUUAUAUAUAUAUAAACGACAUAUACCUAAUCGUUCAAAUCCAACUAUAAUUGUUUUUUCAUAUUUAGCUCUUAUUGAACUUCUUAUACCGUUUACAUGGAAUUUAAAUUAUGCUGUACGAGAACUUAUAUGGAAACAUCAAAAGAAUGUUGUAAUUAAAAAUCUUGAACAACAUUCAUUAUUUGUUUGUAAAUUAAUAUCCUAUGGAGCGUAUUUUUUACUUCAAUCUGCUGCAUGGCUUAAAACAUUAGCAUCAUUUACACGUUGUGUUUCAUUAAAUCAUCAUUGGACUAUAAGAAAAUAUAUAUUAAAAUCAAAUAUCAUUCAUCGUCUUAGUUGGAUAACUAUUCUUCUUUUAGGUCUUAUUAAUUUUCCUAUAUUGAUUAUCAAUGGAACAUAUGUUAUUGCUAUUGAUAAUUAUAAUCAGACACAAACAAAAGUUGCUUGUUAUCGAUCCGCUUUUUUUCAAUUUUGGGAAAUAGUUCAUUUAUUAUUAUAUAAUUUUAUUCCAUUUACAUUAAUGAUUUCAUGUAAUAUAUAUAUAAUUCGUCAUGUUCGUGAAUCUCGACGUCGUACACAACAUGCGAGAAUGAGUUCAAAUUCUAUAAUGCAACCAUCAUCAACAAUGCCUUCUACAAAUCGAAAUUCAUUAACAGGUCAGGGUAAUCGUUUAACAAAAACAUUAUUAUUUAUAUCAAUAUUUUUUAUUGUAUUUACUUCUCCUUCUGCAAUAUUUUAUAUUUUUUUUGGUAAAAAAGUAAAAACUCAUCGAGCUUUAAUUACGAUGGGAUUAAGUGAUUUAGCAACCACAAGUCAUGUUACAUCAUUUAUUAUUUAUUGGUUAGCAUCAGCUGAUUUUCGAGAUGUUGCUAUUAAUCUUCUUUGUUGUCGACCAUUUAUUCCUAUAAGACAAUCAACUGAAGAUAAACAAAAACUAAGCAGUCUUCGUAUGCGAUCAUCAUCAUUAUGA
Molecule: messenger RNA, 1062 nt
Organism: Rotaria sordida
Lineage: Eukaryota; Metazoa; Rotifera; Eurotatoria; Philodinida; Philodinidae
Source: the annotation of a GenBank genome assembly